Setaria italica (foxtail millet) is the source of this 1441-nucleotide messenger RNA. Its product is annotated as GDSL esterase/lipase At5g45670. NCBI's taxonomy places the organism in Eukaryota, Viridiplantae, Streptophyta, Magnoliopsida, Poales, Poaceae. The coding region runs from base 122 to 1228 and encodes 368 amino acids. The transcript is spliced from 3 exons. Gene Ontology annotation, molecular function: hydrolase activity, acting on ester bonds. The record is from RefSeq and is a predicted model, not a curated record.
UCUUGGGGCCUUGUGACGCGUCGCCGUCGAUCGAUCUCAUCGCGAAUCCAAGCAGCUGCCAAGCUCGGGGCGCCUCCCAUUCGCUUGAUCGCUAGCUACCACUACCAGUAGGAAGAGGGGAAUGGGGCGGCGCGCGUGGCAAAUGGCCGUGGCCGUCCUGGCCGUGCUCGGCGCGGCGGCGACGACGACGGUGCGGCCGGCCGUGGCGGCGCCGCAGGUGCCGUGCUACUUCAUCUUCGGGGACUCGCUCGUGGACAACGGCAACAACAACUUCAUCGUGUCGAUGGCGCGGGCCAACUACCCGCCCUACGGAAUCGACUUCGCCGGCGGCCCCACGGGGCGCUUCAGCAACGGCCUCACCACCGUCGACGUCCUCGCCAAGCUUCUGGGCUUCGACGACUUCAUCCCCCCGUUCGCCGGCGCGAGCAGCCAGCAGCUCCUCACCGGCGUCAACUUCGCCUCCGCCGCCGCCGGCAUCCGGGAGGAGACCGGCCAGCAGCUGGGUGGUCGGAUCAGCUUCAGCGGGCAGGUGCAGAACUACCAGUCGGCGGUGCAGGAGCUGAUCAGCAUCCUGGGCGACGAGGGCUCGGCGGCGACGCACCUGAGCCGCUGCAUCUUCAGCGUCGGCAUGGGCAGCAACGACUACCUCAACAACUACUUCAUGCCGGCCUUCUACGACACCGGCAGCCGGUACACCCCGGAGCAGUACGCGGACUCGCUGGCCGCCGACUACUCCCGCCUCCUGAUGGUGAUGUAUCGGUACGGCGCCCGGAAGGUGGCGGUGAUCGGGGUCGGGCAGGUCGGGUGCAGCCCCAACGAGCUGGCGCAGCGGAGCCCCGACGGCGCCACCUGCGUCGAGGCCAUCAACGCUGCCAUCCGGAUCUUCAACCAGCGGCUCGUCGGCCUGGUGGACCGGUUCAACAGGCAGCUCCCCGGCGCGCGCUUCACCUACGUCAACGCGUACGGCAUCUUCGACGACAUCCUCAGGUCCCCGGGCGCGCACGGGCUGAGGGUUACCAACGCCGGGUGCUGCGGGGUGGGCAGGAACAACGGGCAGGUGACGUGCCUCCCGUUCCAGAUGCCCUGCGCCAACCGCCACGAGUACCUCUUCUGGGACGCCUUCCACCCGACGGAGGCCGCCAACGUGCUCGUCGGCCAGAGGACCUACGCCGCCAGGCUCGCGUCCGACGUCCACCCAUACGACAUCCGGACCCUCGCGCGCCUCUAGCUAGCUAGUCUCUAGAGGUUCUUUGGUUUGUGAAUUCGUGGGUUCUUGCAUUGGGUGCACAGCGUAUAGGAGACAGCGAGUCUGGAGUGCAGUUUACGGUGUCACAUUCCAUUCCAAGUGUGUAAUUAGUUUGGCAUUUUGGGAACCAUGUAAGAUUUGGCUUUGCAAAAUCAGUUUUAUAGUACUUCUAUUGGAAACAUUCAAUAUUCACAA